Paramecium tetraurelia is the source of this 1020-nucleotide messenger RNA. RefSeq lists its product as uncharacterized. Gene Ontology annotation, biological process: peptidyl-serine phosphorylation; intracellular signal transduction. The record is from RefSeq and is a predicted model, not a curated record. NCBI's taxonomy places the organism in Eukaryota, Ciliophora, Oligohymenophorea, Peniculida, Parameciidae. The transcript has 4 exons. Gene Ontology annotation, molecular function: protein serine/threonine kinase activity; ATP binding.
AUGGGUCUGCAAGAAAUCAAUUCGUCAUCCCAAAAAAGACCUCUUUUAAAUCUUACUAGUACUGUCAUCAUGGUAAUCUAGGAUAGCACACAAGCCACUUCAGAACUCUAAACACAGAAAAUCUAAUAGAAAUUUAGACAUAAUUUCAUUUUCCACUAUACGAUUGGUAUCGGUGGAUUUGGAAAUGUGUGGAAGGUUGAAUCCAAAAAAACAAGAAUGAUCUAUGCAAUGAAAGAACUCAAAAAAACAAAAAUUUUAGCCAAAAAAUCCGUAAAGUCUGUUAUGAAUGAAAAGUAACUGUUAUAAAAAUUGAAGAAUCCUUUUAUUAUCAAUAUGGUAGGAUCCUUUUAAGACAAAGAUCAUUUGUAUCUAAUCCUCGAUUAUCUAUCAGGAGGCGAUCUUCGAUACCAUUUAUUGCUCAACAAAACAUUUAGAGAAGAAUAAAUUAAAUUUUUUGUGGCUUGCAUGAUUCUUGGAUUAGAAUACACAAACUCCUAUUAAGUUAUUCAUAGAGAUCUGAAACCUGAAAAUUUAGUACUGGAUUGUAAAGGAUAUUUGAAAAUAACAGAUUUUGGAAUAGCUAGAUAUUAUAAAAAUGAUAAUAGUAAUGAAACUAGUGGUACACCUGGAUAUAUGGCACCUGAAAUAAUUCUAAAAUAAAAUUACAAUUAUUGUGUUGACUAUUAUGCAAUAGGUGUAAUUUGUUAUGAAAUGAUAACUGGUAAAAGACCAUAUCUUGGUCGAACGAAAAAAGAAAUACGUGAUGAAAUGUUAGGAAAAUAAGCAUAAUUAAAUGCGAAAGAGUAUUUAUAAUAUUCAUUCAAUCUUAUUGAAUUUACAAAUAAAUUGCUUUUGAGAAAAUAACAAAAUCGAUUGGGCUUACUAGAAUGGGAUCAAGGAACUAAAGAAUCACAAACUAUUUUAGUCAUUUCAAUGGGAUAAAUUAGUGAAUAAAACAAUGAUUGCUCCAUAUCAACCUAAAUAAGAAGAUAAGACUAGGGCUUGUUAAAAAACCAGUGA